UCAGCUCUCUCAUAAGAAGCUUUCUACAGUUCUUCUUCUUCUUCUUCUUCUUCUUCCUCACUCUCGUUGUUGUUGUUUCAAUGGCUUCGAUUCCGUACAGACUUAUGGAGGAGGAGGCCGAAUCGUCUCUUUCUUCUUCGAAAGAAGAAUCUAGCCCUGUGGACGCCGUACUCUUCGUCGGAAUGUCUCUGGUGCUCGGUAUAGCUUCAAGGCAUUUGCUUCGAGGAACUAGGGUUCCUUACACCGUCGCUCUCCUCGUUAUCGGAAUCGCUCUUGGAUCCCUCGAAUAUGGAACUCAUCAUAACCUUGGCAAGGUCGGCCAUGGGAUUCGUAUUUGGAAUGAGAUCGAUCCAGAGCUUCUUUUGGCUGUGUUUCUUCCUGCUCUUCUUUUCGAGAGUUCGUUUUCAAUGGAAGUUCACCAGAUCAAGAGGUGUCUGGGACAGAUGGUGCUACUUGCUGGCCCUGGAGUUCUCAUUUCAACGUUUUGUCUUGGAUCGCUUGUUAAGCUUACGUUUCCGUAUGACUGGGACUGGAAAACGUCGUUGUUGCUUGGGGGACUUUUGAGUGCUACUGAUCCUGUUGCUGUUGUUGCUUUGCUUAAAGAGCUUGGUGCUAGUAAAAAGCUAAGCACUGUUAUUGAAGGGGAAUCCCUGAUGAAUGAUGGGACUGCAAUUGUGGUUUUCCAGUUAUUCUUGAAGAUGGUUUUGGGGCAUAGUUCUGACUGGAGUUCUAUAAUCAAAUUUCUGGUUAAAGUGGCACUUGGAGCUGUAGGCAUUGGUCUGGCUUUUGGCAUUGCCUCAGUUCUUUGGCUCAGGUUCAUAUUUAAUGACACCAUAAUAGAGAUUACUCUAACGAUUGCAGUGAGCUACUUCGCAUAUUACACUGCUCAAGAGUGGGCUGAUGCUUCUGGUGUUUUGACAGUGAUGACUUUGGGCAUGUUCUAUGCUGCAUUUGCGAGGACAGCAUUUAAAGGUGACAGUCAAAAAAGUUUGCAUCACUUCUGGGAAAUGGUCGCGUAUAUUGCAAAUACUUUGAUUUUUAUCCUAAGUGGUGUUGUCAUUGCUGAAGGCAUUCUCGACAGCGAUAAGAUUGCCUACCAAGGAAAUUCAUGGGGAUUCCUCUUUCUACUGUACUUUUACAUCCAACUAUCGCGUUGCGUUGUUGUUGGAGUUUUAUUUCCGUUGUUAUGUCGUGUUGGCUAUGGCUUGGACUGGAAAGAAGCCAUUAUACUCGUAUGGUCUGGUUUGAGGGGUGCAGUGGCGCUCGCGCUUUCUUUAUCUGUGAAACAAUCAAGCGGAAAUUCAUUUCUCAGCACAGAGACGGGAACAUUGUUCAUAUUCUUCACAGGUGGAAUUGUAUUCCUAACUCUGAUAGUUAAUGGAUCCACUACCCAAUUUGUUCUACGCCUUCUUCGUAUGGAUGGUUUACCAGCCACAAAGAAACGAAUAUUGGAAUAUACAAAGUACGAAAUGCUGAACAAGGCCUUGCAAGCAUUUCAAGACCUAGGAGACGAUGAGGAGCUAGGACCCGCUGACUGGUCUACCGUUCAAAAUUAUAUUUCGAGCCUAAAAGAUUCAGAAGGGGAACUAGUUCAUCCUCACAAUGGUUCUAAAACUGAAAAUCUUGACCCUAAGAGUUUAAAGGACAUACGUAUACGGUUCUUAAAUGGUGUCCAAUCAGCUUACUGGGAGAUGCUUGAUGAGGGCAGGAUAUCUGAAAAUACUGCUAAUAUUCUGAUGCAGUCAGUGGAUGAGGCAUUGGAUCGGGUUUCUACAGAGUCUUUAUGUGACUGGAAAGGUCUAAAACCGCAUGUUAAGUUCCCGAGUUACUACAAUUUUCUUCAUUCUAAAAUUAUCCCACGCAAGUUGGUCACAUACUUUGCUGUCGAAAGACUGGAAUCUGCUUGCUACAUUUCCGCUGCAUUUCUUCGCGCUCAUACAAUUGCACAGCAGCAAUUGUUUGACUUUUUAGGGGAGAGUAAUAUUGGUUCCAUUGUAAUCAAUGAAAGUAAAAGGGAAGGAGAGGCUGCGAAAGAGUUCUUGGAAAAUGUCCGAUCUUCACUUCCGCAGGUUCUCCGUGUUGUGAAAACAAAACAAGUAACACAUUCAGUGCUGAAUCAUUUACUCGAUUACAUUCAAAACCUUGAGAAGAUUGGCUUGUUGGAAGAAAAAGAAAUCGCUCAUCUUCAUGAUGCUGUCCAGACUGGCUUGAAGAAGCUUUUGAGAAACCCUCCGAUGAUAAAACUUCCAAAAUUAAGCGACAUGAUCACCUCACAUCCGUUAUCUGUUGCUCUUCCAUCUGCAAUAUGUGAACCUCUAAAACACUCGAAAAAAGAACCAAUGAAGCUGCGUGGUGUCACGCUUUAUAAAGAAGGCUCAAAGCCAAAUGGAGUCUGGCUUAUUUUCGAUGGCAUUGUUAAGUGGAAAAGCAAAAGCUUAAGCAACAAUCACUCGCUGCAUCCAACUUUUUCUCAUGGUAGUACAUUGGGACUCUACGAAGUCCUCACCGGGAAGCCAUAUAUGUGCGACAUGAUUACAGAUUCCAUGGUUCUUUGUGUUUUUAUCGAUAGCGAAAAAAUUCUCUCAAUUCUACAAUCAGACUCUACCGUCGAUGAUUUCCUUUGGCAGGAAAGUGCAUUGGUUCUUCUCAAACUCUUGCGUCCUCAGAUAUUCGAAAAAGUGGCAAUGCAAGAAUUACGAGCACUUGUUUCUGCUGAAAGCCCGAAACUGACGACAUAUGUAUCUGGAGAAUCAAUUGAAAUCAAUUAUAACAACGUUGGUUUGUUAUUAGAAGGAUUCGUAAAACCAGUUGGUAUCCAAGAAGAGCUUAUAGCAUCUCCCGCUGCAUUACUACCUUUUAACGGGAAUCAGAGCUUCCAUAAUUCAUCUGAAGCCACAGGUAUCAUGAGAGUGAGUUUCUCGCAACAAGGAACACAAUACAGUGUGGAAACAAGGGCAAGAGCAAUCGUCGUCAACAUUGGAGCAUUUGGAGCUGAUAGGACUCUACAUCGAAGACCAUCUUCGUUAACACCACCACGUAGCUCAAGCUCUGAUCAGCUUCAGAGAUCAUUUCGUAAAGAACACAAAGGACUCAUGAGCUGGCCUGAAAGUAUUUACAAAGCCAAAAAACAACAAGAGAUCAACAGAGCAACAUUAAGUAUAUCUGAACGAGCAAUGCAACUCAGCAUUUUUGGCAGCAUGGUUAAUCUGUACAGAAGGAGUGCAAGUUUCGGUGGGAUAUAUAAUAACAAGUCACAAGAUAACUUAUCGUACAAGAAACUUCCAUUAAACUCAGCUCAAGGUCUCGUAUCAGCCAGAUCAGAAGGUUCAAUUGUGACCAAGAAGCAGCUUGAUACACGUAAGUAUCCGUGUCAGCUUCCACUGCAAGCGGAAAGCAGCACAAGGCGAACAAGGAUGGAAGAAUCAAGCGAUGAUGAAGAAGAUGAAGGGAUCGUCGUGAGAAUCGACUCUCCGAGUAAAAUCGUUUUCAGGAACGAUCUAUGAGCAUAGAGAUGUUUGUAAACAAAACAAAACAAAAAAUGCUAGCUUACUCAUUCUUAGUGCAAAAGCAAAAGAAUAAAAAGCAAAUAUAUCUUCUUAACGAAUCAAGGUUUUUUUCUUUCUGUCUACCACACUUUGGUGAGUAUAUAACUUCUUUUGUUAAAACAAUAUCUGCCAAUUUUGUAAAGAAAAAUAAUCAUA
Molecule: messenger RNA, 3701 nt
Organism: Camelina sativa (false flax)
Lineage: Eukaryota; Viridiplantae; Streptophyta; Magnoliopsida; Brassicales; Brassicaceae
Source: RefSeq, a predicted model, not a curated record